CCUUGAACGGUAGCCCUCCUUUGGCCAGUGUCAGCAGCUUCCAUGCGCAAACAGCUUGAUCCCCGAAUACCCGUACUGAUUAACAAUAAUGUCAAGAAAAACCACCGGUCCUUUAUAGUUUUGGUCGGUGAUAAAGGAAGGGACCAGAUCGUGAAUCUUCACUUCUUGCUUUCACAAGCACGCGUGUCUGCACGCCCUUCAGUACUAUGGUGCUAUAAGAAAGAUCUUGGUUUUACCGCAGCCCGGAAAAAGCGAGAGGCAAAAAUCAAACGGGACGUGAAGCGGGGUGUCCGGGAGCCAAACGAGCAAAAUCCAUUCGAAAUAUUCGUGACCGUCACAGAUAUCCGUUAUACCUAUUAUAAAGAAUCACAUCGUAUAUUGGGAAACACGUAUGGAAUGUGCGUCCUGCAAGAUUUUGAGGCAAUCACGCCCAAUCUCCUGGCACGCACUAUCGAGACGGUGGAAGGUGGAGGACUAGUGGUGCUUCUCCUAAAAACGAUGACAUCCCUGAGGCAGCUGUACACUCUUACCAUGGAUGUGCAUGCCAGAUACAGAACUUCAUCUCACGAUUCGGUGGUUGCGCGAUUUAACGAACGAUUUAUUCUCUCCCUAGGGUCUUGCUCGGACUGCUUGGUAUUGGAUGAUGAACUCAAUGUCUUGCCCAUAUCUAAAGCGAAGGAUAUCACCCCGAUUGAAGAGGAGCGCGGGAAGGGUAAGGCGGAUUCCGAGCUCAAGGACCUCAAGGAUAGUCUGGCAGACACAAAACCUGUUGGCGAGCUCGUAAAACUCGCCAAAACCCUAGACCAGGCUCAAGCAGUAUUAACCUUCGUUGAUGCAAUUGCCGAGAAGACUCUUUCAUCCACCGUCACGCUCACCGCUGCUCGAGGUCGCGGUAAAUCUGCAGCGCUAGGCUUGGCAAUCGCUGCUGCUCUCGCUCAUGGAUACUCAAAUAUUUUCAUCACGAGUCCCAGUCCCGAAAACUUGAAGACACUUUUUGAAUUCAUCUUCAAGGGUAUGGAUGCUCUCGGUUACGAGGAGCACUUGGACUACGAUAUUGCACAGAGCACGAAUCCGGAAUUUAAUAAGGCCAUCGUCCGUGUAAAUAUUUUCCGUCAGCAUCGUCAGACCAUUCAGUAUAUCCAACCUGAGGAUGCACACGUUCUUGGUCAAGCCGAGCUAGUCGUCAUUGAUGAGGCAGCUGCCAUCCCCCUCCCGCUUGUCCGCAAUCUCUUGGGUCCAUACCUUGUUUUCAUGGCUUCCACGAUCAACGGAUACGAGGGCACAGGUCGCUCUCUUUCUCUCAAACUCAUACAACAACUCCGCGAGAAUACCCGACCUUCACUCACGAAAGAUGCUGCUGCGUCUGUCGAAGAUGGCGCUACUGCCUCGACCUCCAAAAAGCCCACGCAGUCCGGUGCCCCUAAAGCUAGAAGCCUUCGUGAAGUCAAGCUUGAAACGCCUAUCCGAUACUCUGCCGGCGAUCACAUCGAAAAAUGGCUCAACGGUCUUCUUUGCCUUGAUGCGACAGUGGUGCCUAAAGCCGUCCAACAAGGCUGCCCGCACCCUUCUUCAUGCGAGCUGUACUAUGUCAGCCGGGAUACACUCUUUAGUUACCACCCAGCAUCCGAGGUUUUCUUGCAGCGCAUGAUGGCGUUGUAUGUCGCCAGUCACUACAAGAAUCAACCAAAUGACCUUCAGUUGAUGUCUGACGCGCCAGCGCAUCACCUUUUCGUGCUUCUACCCCCCAUAGCAGAUGACGAGACUCAUCUUCCGGAGCCACUUGUGGUACUGCAAGUCGCACUGGAGGGGAAUAUUAGCAAAGCCGCCAUCAUGGAUGGCCUGAGCCGUGGAUUGCGUGCGGGAGGUGACAUGAUUCCUUGGCUUGUCUCCCAACAGUUCCAAGAAAGCAAAUUUGCACUCCUUUCUGGGGCCCGGAUUGUACGGAUCGCGACCCAUCCUGAUUACGCAAAUAUGGGGUACGGAUCUCGGGCUCUGAAAGCUCUCAAUUCCUUCUACAGCGGAGAAUAUUUUAACCUGGAUGAAGCUACCCGCGCCGAACCCUCGUAUCCAGAUAUAGCGGCCCUAGAUCCCGAAACGGAUCUAAAAACGGAUCACCCCACAAUACGCGCGCCUGAAGCGAUGCCCCCACUGCUCCAGAGGUUAUCAGAAAGGAAACCUGAAACCUUGGAUUACCUUGGGGUCUCGUAUGGCCUAACGCCACCACUCCUUCGAUUCUGGAAGAGGGCUGGAUAUGUGCCCUUGUACGUCCGCCAAACACAAAGUGAACUCACGGGAGAGCACACAUGCGUUAUGGUUCGGGGACUCAACAGUUCGACGGAUGGCGAACUCGAGUGGAUGGGCGAGUUUGCGAAAGAUUUCAGGCGGCGGUUCCUAUCUCUGCUCUCUUUCAAGUUCCGUGAGUUUGGCAGCGUCACUGCACUGAGUGUGCUCGAGGCAGCGAAUGUCGGCGUGAAGAAACUCGACGGAGAAAAGUCGCGGGCUCUGGGAUCGCAAGAGCUCUCAAUCCUGAUGUCACCAUUUGACCUGAAGCGUCUGGAGUCAUAUGCCAAUAACAUGCUUGACUAUCACGUUAUCCUUGAUCUGCUCCCAACGGCGGCUUCUCUGUAUUUCGAAGGACGGUUAGGCGACGACGUGAAGCUGAGUGCGGUUCAGGCCUCCAUUCUCCUUGGUCUCGGUCUUCAGCGAAAGACCAUCGAGGAGGUCGAGGGCGAGCUCUCGCUGCCUGUUUCACAGGCACUAGCCUUGUUCGUCAAGGUUGUCCGCAAAAUCACGAAGCAUCUUGUCGACAUCCAGAAGGCUUCAAUUGGCGCAGAUAUUCCGUUGGCUCCUCCCACCGCGAGUUCACGUGUCGGGGAUGGUGGCGAAUCUGCGCAGUGGAAACCCGUUGAAUCAAAUGUCGAGGAUGAGUUAAACGAAGCCGGCGACGAAGCAACAAAAGCGCUUCGCGAAAAGCAACGCGAGAUGAUUGACUCUCUGGAUCUGAGCAAGUAUGCUAUUAACGAUGCUAGCGCGGACUGGAGUGUCGCUGAGGCACAAGUAGUAAGGCUUGCGAAGGGGGAAGGAGCUACAGUCAUCAGCGUGAAGACGACUGAACCUGCUGCUGGCCGAAAGCGGAAAGCAGAAGGUGGAGAUGAGAAGGAGAAAAAAACGACGAGAAGGGGCAAGAAGGUGAAGCGAUGAACUAACCUAAGUAUGGCAUGUUGCUAUGACAGGCCCGGUAGGUUGCACAGUUUGAACAAUUUGAAAUGGAGAUAAUCGUACACACCAUAGUAUCAGAGACGACCUUUUGCAGAUCUAAACCAUGAUGUGACCAUUGCAGUAUACGCACGUAUCUUCUUUGAUCGCAGUAUUGAGUAUACGCAGAUCCGGGCUAGCUUACUGGCAUCAUUCGUUGUUGGAUGAAAGCUGGCAUGACAUCUUGCAACGACGAUCACUUACUGCCGGUUCUUUCACCGGACAUCCUUUAGGAUCAUAACUAAAUUUGAAAUUGCAAACUGCCCGAACGAUUCC
Molecule: messenger RNA, 3531 nt
Organism: Suillus paluster
Lineage: Eukaryota; Fungi; Basidiomycota; Agaricomycetes; Boletales; Suillaceae
Product: GNAT acetyltransferase 2-domain-containing protein
Exons: 13
Coding region: 43-3201 (1052 amino acids)
Biological process (GO): rRNA acetylation involved in maturation of SSU-rRNA
Cellular component (GO): 90S preribosome; nucleolus
Molecular function (GO): 18S rRNA cytidine N-acetyltransferase activity; ATP binding; tRNA binding
Source: RefSeq, a predicted model, not a curated record